GAAUAACCGUGCAAUUGCGGGAACCGAAACCCGUUGUAGGGCUGGCUGGAUGACGGUCCCUCCACUGUCAUUUGGAAUCCGCAUCUACCAGUUCAUACAUACUUACCUAGGAUUCGAACUAUUAUCGUACCUGAUAUUCGCACUGCACAUUCGAGUGCCGUGCGGAGUAUACCGAGUACAAUAGAAACACAUGCUUGACCGUUGAGCAGCUCAUGCGCUAGAAAAGGUGCUUAUUCCUGACCAGAUCCUACCAUCCAGCCUCGCCUAUCUCAGCUCAUGUCAAAGCACACCGCCUUACGUGUGGUACCGAGACAUCUGUCUACUACAGUACUAGUAUGUUGUGUCUUUCUGGCAGAGGGCAGAACAGAAGAAUGGCAUUCCCAUCAAAGACUUGGACUGCUCAAGGGAUCUGGCAGCCAAGACUGGGGUCGGAACAUUACUAGUAUGACCGGCAGGGUGUCCACCAUAGUCUGACAGCAGCAGCAGUCCGAACCGAUCUGCAGGUGGUCGGGCAGCCUGAGUCCCUGAGUCCCUGAGUCCCUGAGUCCCGGAGUCAGGAGCUACUCGGGCGGCGUGUGCCUGACUCUCACAAACAACCCCGACCCCGACCCCUUUCUCCCGGGUCCUCUCUUCCAUGACCUUCUUCGGUGUUUCUAUGCCAGUGUAUACUGUCGUAUUCCUCGCCAACCCCGAAAAUCCCCACCACCACUAGUACCAUUUUUAUAUACAUAGACAGACAGCACUGGGACAUAGUUGGACACGCACUCUCUCUCUCCCCAAUCGGCCAAGAACCCGGUCAGCCAAACAUCCCUGGGCCCGACUGGCGGACCGUGAUCCCCGAGCCAGUGUCACGAGCAUUGUCGGCGCCCAACUUGGAACCACCCACGGAUAGAUAGAUACUUAAGCACACCCAGACCGGACCACCACCAUGGAGCUGGGCGACCUCCCCCCGCCGGACCCGUCCACCCUGCACCUCCCGCGCGUGCUGAUGCUCCACGGCGGCGGCACCAACUCGCGCAUCUUCCACAUGCAGUGCCGCAGCCUCGACUACCACCUGCGGCCCCACUUCCGCACCGUCUUUGUCGAGGCGCCGCUCCCCUCCACCGCCGGGCCCGACGUCCUCACCGUCUACGCCGAGUGCGGGCCCUUCAAGCGCUGGGUCCUGACCACCGAGCCCAACGCCGUCGAGCGCCAGCCCGCCGAGACCUGGGCCCUCGACGAGCGCGCCAUCGCCGACGCCAUGGACGCCGACGACCGCCGCGGCGCCACCGGGCCCUGGGCCGCCGUCCUGGGCUUCAGCCAGGGCGCCAAGAUGGCCGCCAGCCUGCUGCUGCGCCAGCAGCUCGACCCCCGCGGCCACGCCCUCGGCCGCGUCGGCGGGGCCGCCCGCACCGCCUCCGGGGCCCCCGGCGCCGACUUCCGCUUCGGCGUGCUCAUGGCCGGCAGGGGCCCGCUCCUCCAGCCCGAGCCCGACGUCGCCGACUGGCUCGGCGCCGACGAGAGCUUCGACUAUGCGAGCAAUGCCGCCGCCGGUCGCGUCCUGCGCCUGCCCACCAUCCACGUCCAUGGCAUGCAGGACCCCGGGCUGGGUUUCCACCAGAGGCUGUUGUCCGAGUGGUGCGAGCCCGGCACCACGCAGCUGAUCCAGUGGGAGGGGAACCACAGGCUGCCGUUCAAGACGCCUGAUGUCUCGAAGGUGGUCAACGCCAUGUUGGACCUUGCGCGGAGGGAGGGUGUCUUGUGAUGAAUUUCAGCACUGAUGAGCUGUCAUGUGGAGUUCAAUGUUGGGUCUGGGCUCUACAGAGGUACUUCCAUUUAGUUGCAUGUCGUCAGAUUAUAUACACAUAGAGUUGUCCAGCUGGAGUCAUAGAUUACGAUAUAUAGAUACAUUACAUUUUACCUCUGCCUUUGUGCUUCGC
Messenger RNA from Diaporthe batatas, 1919 nucleotides. RefSeq lists its product as uncharacterized. Gene Ontology annotation, cellular component: cytoplasm; nucleus. The record is from RefSeq and is a predicted model, not a curated record. Bases 929 to 1744 code for a protein of 271 amino acids. NCBI's taxonomy places the organism in Eukaryota, Fungi, Ascomycota, Sordariomycetes, Diaporthales, Diaporthaceae. Gene Ontology annotation, biological process: secondary metabolite biosynthetic process. The transcript has 2 exons.